Arabidopsis thaliana (thale cress) is the source of this 1517-nucleotide messenger RNA. Its product is annotated as TPX2 (targeting protein for Xklp2) protein family. Gene Ontology annotation, molecular function: microtubule binding. NCBI's taxonomy places the organism in Eukaryota, Viridiplantae, Streptophyta, Magnoliopsida, Brassicales, Brassicaceae. Gene Ontology annotation, biological process: microtubule cytoskeleton organization. The transcript is spliced from 7 exons. Gene Ontology annotation, cellular component: cytoskeleton. Bases 166 to 1182 code for a protein of 338 amino acids. The record is from RefSeq and is marked reviewed.
ACAAAACAAAACAAAUAAAAUUUUAUUAAGGGAAACAAAAAUAAAUUCCUCGAGAGAUAGAAGUAAAAAAAAAAGAAGGGGAUUUUCGCAUUUGCCCUGAGCGAAAGAGAGAGAAUGUAUUUGACGAGUUCCAGGAGAAAUCAGAGCUAGAGAAAUCUAGUGGUAAUGGGGAGAGAACUUGUAGACAAACACAUGGAUAAGAAAGCGAAUAGUUUGACAGCUAGCUCGACGGGAUCUUCAGAUGAUAAUAAAGUCCCAAGUCCGUCUACUAAUGAAGCUGCAGAGGUGAAAGAAUGCACCGAGCAGAAUUUGGUUGCGGAUGAUGCUCGUUUGAGGCAACAAGGGAUAACUGAGACACCUGGAUCCCAUAAAUCUUCUGUUAAACCUCGUGUUACUGCGAAAACAACUGUUCCAAAGCCGUUUUCCCUGUCGGCUGAAAAGCCUAGAAGAGCAGCGGUUGAUAAUAAUUCAUUAGGAAAUGGUGCUAGCCAUAACUCUUCUUCAGCAUCAAGAGUUUCACAGCUAAACUCUCCUUUACCAACUAGGAGGAUACCAGAUCAUAAGAUGCACCAUGAUGAAGAAGAUAGUUUUUCUGUUGCUUCCUCAUCAGCUACAUCCAUAAGAAGUUUUAAACCCAAGAUAACGAUUGGAGUUGCUCCAACAUUUAGUAGCACAUCGCGACUGGAGAGACGAAGAGAGUUUUACCAGAAGUUAGAGGAAAAACAGAAAGCACUUGAAGCAGAGAAAAGAGAAAACGAGAAAAGGCUUAAGGAAGAGCAAGAAGCAGUCACUAAGCAACUUAGGAAGAACAUGGCUUACAAAGCUAAUCCGGUACCAAGUUUCUACCAAGAGGGUCCUCCACCGAAACAACCAUUGAAAAAGUUUCCAUUGACUCGGCCUAAGUCACCAAACCUUAACCGUAGAAAGAGCUGCAGCGACACAGUUAACGCAUCAUAUCAGGAAGUGAAGGGGAAGCAUUGUGCUCGACAUCGUCACAGUGUAGGUGGUUGCAAGGAUGAAGUCAAAACGAACAGUGUCCCAAGGACACCAAAUAGCAGCAGCAAAGAUCAGAUGAGAAAGUCCAAAAAGGGAACACCAAAGUCUGAAGAAGUACAUGAAAUGUUUAAUAGUGGCCAUGAUGGAGAGACUGGUGAGAAUGGCGUUGGUGUUGUGGAGGAGUGAAGCUUCGCGUAGUUGUAGUUUCGUUUUGACUAACUUUGGUGAAUGAGAAAAACAAGAAAAAUGGUGAGAAGCAACUGCAAGGAGAAGAACAGGUUUUAGAGUGAAAGAACAAGUUUAAAGUUUGUUUGUUUGUUUGUUGUCUAAUGUUCUGCAGAUUGAUUGUUCUAAAUUUGAUUGCUAAAAUCAGCUGCUCUAUUUUCGUAUGAUCUUUUCUUAUCUGUUUGACAAUUAAUGUGAAAUGUAUAUUAAAGUUGUUGUUGUAUGGAUCCCAAAUUCCCAAUUAUUAUAACUAGAUUAAUGGUUAAGCUGAGCGACAUCUAUUUAUAUAAUUUCAU